Molecule: messenger RNA, 2285 nt
Organism: Limanda limanda (common dab)
Lineage: Eukaryota; Metazoa; Chordata; Actinopteri; Pleuronectiformes; Pleuronectidae
Product: very-long-chain (3R)-3-hydroxyacyl-CoA dehydratase-like
Exons: 11
Coding region: 178-1263 (361 amino acids)
Biological process (GO): sphingolipid biosynthetic process; fatty acid elongation; very long-chain fatty acid biosynthetic process
Cellular component (GO): endoplasmic reticulum membrane
Molecular function (GO): 3-hydroxyacyl-CoA dehydratase activity
Source: RefSeq, a predicted model, not a curated record
UGGUUGUUCUCUGCGAGCCCGUCUGAUGAGCUCCUCUCCCGGGCACUUUCACCAGACUUCCCCGGUGCUGUGGAGCGGCUUGUGGUUCUCCGUGUGACCGACGGAUGAGCUCCUCUCCCGGGCACUUUCACCACACUCCCCCCGGUGCUGUGUCAUGAUUGUACCGGAGCCGUGACGAUGCAGAUCCUGACCCCCCAUGUGUACUGGGCUCAGCGGCACGGAGACAUCUUCCUCCGGGUGGAGCUCAGCGACGCGAAGAACCUUGACAUCAGCCUGCAGGAAAACAACACACUUCAGUUCAAAGCACAAGGACACGGAGCUAAAGGAGACAAUGAGUACGAGUUCAGUUUGGAGUUCCUGGAACCGGUCAGAGCCGAGAUCAACCACAGGUCCACCCAGCGUCUGGUGGACAUCAAGAUCAAGAAGCAGGAGGAGCGCUGGUGGGACCGGCUGACGCUGCAGGAGAAGAGGCCGGUGUUCCUGGCUCCGGACUUCGACCGCUGGCUGGACGAGUCCGACGCCGAGACCGAGCUUCAGGCCAAGGAGGAGGAGAAGAUAAACAAGAUCAGUGUGGAGUCGAGAAUUCGUAAAGAUCCGUACCUGGGUGUGAAGAGAGGUUACCUGUUCAUGUACAACCUGGUGCAGUUCCUGGGAUUCUCCUGGAUCUUUGUCAACAUGACCGUUCGCCUCUUCAUCCUCGGUCAAGAUUCCUUCUACGACACGUUCCACACCAUGGCCGACAUGAUGUACUUCUGUCAGAUGAUGGCGGCGCUCGAGGUCAUUAACCCCCUGCUGGGUUUGGUGAAGUCGCCGUUCUUUCCUGCUAUGAUCCAGGUGGCCGGGAGGAACGUGAUUCUGUUUGUGGUCUUCGGCGCCGUGGAGGAGAUGCAGAACAAGCCCGUGGUGUUCUUCGUCUUCUACCUGUGGAGCAGCAUCGAGAUCUUCAGGUACCCGUUCUACAUGCUGGGAUGCAUCGGCACCGACUGGAAGUUGUUGACGUGGCUGAGGUACAGCCUCUGGAUCCCUCUGUACCCGCUGGGCGUCCUGGCUGAAGCGGUGGCGGUGAUCCAGUCCCUUCCCGUCUUUGACGAGACUCGUAUGUUCAGCGUCCCGCUCCCUGCCGUGCUGGGGGGGUCGUUGAGCUUCUCCUACACGCUGCAGCUCUACCUGGUCUUCAUGUUCCUGGGACUCUUCAUCAACUUCCGUCACCUGUACAAGCAGCGGAGGAGGAGAUACCGCUCCAGGAAACGGAAACUCCACUGACCCGACGUCCACCUGAAGAAGAACCUGCUGUUCUCCUGUUUUCUGCCUUUUCUCAUCUUUCUUUCUUUCUGAUCUCGGGAGAGUUUACACUUAUUGUCAUAUCCUUGUAUCUUUUCUCCUUUCUCACAUUUCACAAAAGUUGAAAAUCCGCAAUGAAGGAAUAUUUUAAUCAUGUUUUCAUUAGAAAUGCAACAGUCUCUGACCUAGAAAAAACAUUUAGGAACAUUCCAACGUACCAAAUGGUUUCAUCGGGAAUCGUGUUCUUGAUGGUUCAAAUAUAUUUCUAAAAGAUUUCAACGAUGAUUCAUGUUCUUUUAACUACUUGUUACCAGUCACACAUUAGUUACAGUCAAAAUGAGAUGUCCCUCGUAUGUUUUACAUUGUUGUUGCUUGUUAACGCUCUGUUGAAGGAUGUUUCCUUAUCAGGGGAUUCAGAGCAGGAUUCUAAAACAAGAUGAAUGCAAAGGACUUCAUAGAUCUAAUGUUUUUUGUCAGAGGACGAUAAAUUCUCAAACAUUGGAACCAGGGCAUUUGAAAACGGUUCUUGUUUGCAGACCACGAUGUGAAGAUUCUCUCUUCCAGUUAAUUUUAGAUUUAUAGAUAGAUUAAUAGAUUCCUGCUGGAACCAACAGCAAGUUUACGUUUUGCAAUGAAGUGAAUAAACAUCUGUUCAGAUUCUUUUACAUGUGUUGGAUGAAGGUGUUGGUCAGUUUGUACCAGGACAUGAAAACCAUUGUUCCCAGUGUCCGGAGCGAUUUGUGGUGAAGUCAAAAUCCAGUUCCCUUGAUUCGUCAACACUAAUUUAAUGAGGAUUGUUAUUGAGCCGUUCACCCAAACGUUUCCAUUGUUUAACCAACAUCUGUUUGAAACCUGAGUGGCUUGAUUUUCCUUUUUUAUUUAUUUUUAUGUUUGUGGGUUGUGUAAUUUUCCAUUUGUUCACUGUAUUUGUUUCUAUUUAUCUCUGUGAACCCAUUUUAUGUCUGAAAGGUUCCUGACCAAAUGAAUAAACUUCAGAAUUCUUA